CGCGGACGGGGCAAUUAAGCUGAUGUUUCCUGGUCGGUUGUGUGCAUCCAAACCUUUCUGCGCCACACUUUCAUCACCAUCAGGCCACAACGCACGCCAACCCUUCGACCUGCCUCCCAUCAUCCCCCCCCCCGCAUCACAGCAUAAACCCGAGCCCCGCACUUGUGCAAACUUUUGCCCCCCCUCUGCCCGCAUCCGAAGCGAUCGGCUCUUUCGCUUCCUACGAUUCUCGAAGGCUUGAUCACGCCCCCCGCCCGCCAGAGUCUAAAAGUCCGUCAACGAAAGCUAAGGCCAGGCCCCAAAAUGUCCUCUGCUCAGCCUUAUCAACUUCCAUCCGCCGAUGCCAUCAAAGAGACCGUCGAGGCGCGCGAAGAAAAGAUUCGCUCGGACUGGGUCAAGGUGAUGAAGGCGCGCAUUGUGCGCGAAGAGCUGGUCAAGUGUCACAAAGGUGAAGGGGUGAAUCAUUAUCAGGUUUGCCAACCUUUGGCCGAUAGGUACCUCGAACUGCUCAAGGAUGCCAAGGUGCGCGGCUACAAGCACGUCGACCUGGCCUGAAAGAAGCAGUCGGUGCACUGCAGGCGAAAACUCGUGACAGCAGCGCAUCAUCGCCAUCCACCUCAUUUCAUCGCACCCGCGCUGCUCUCCUCUCCGUUCAGACGCGCACCCACUCUAGCGUGAGGGAAGCAAGCUCGGGC
Molecule: messenger RNA, 695 nt
Organism: Ceraceosorus guamensis
Lineage: Eukaryota; Fungi; Basidiomycota; Exobasidiomycetes; Ceraceosorales; Ceraceosoraceae
Product: putative NADH-ubiquinone oxidoreductase 12 kDa subunit
Exons: 3
Coding region: 304-555 (83 amino acids)
Source: RefSeq, a predicted model, not a curated record